Messenger RNA from Plasmodium vinckei vinckei, 3381 nucleotides. Its product is annotated as karyopherin beta, putative. Bases 1 to 3381 code for a protein of 1126 amino acids. Gene Ontology annotation, cellular component: nucleus; cytoplasm. NCBI's taxonomy places the organism in Eukaryota, Apicomplexa, Aconoidasida, Haemosporida, Plasmodiidae. The record is from RefSeq and is a predicted model, not a curated record. The transcript has a single exon. Gene Ontology annotation, molecular function: nuclear import signal receptor activity; protein binding. Gene Ontology annotation, biological process: protein import into nucleus.
AUGGAAAAAAUUGUGGAGAUUAUUGAAGGGUUAAGUAACCCUGAUAGCCGUAUACGAACUGAAUGCGAAAAUACCCUAAACUAUUACAAAAAGAAUGAUUUAAAUAAUACAGUAUUAUCAAUAUUGAAAUUAUUAAAAAGCCACAAAAACAGCCAAGUAAGAUUACAAUGUGCAAUAUUAGUACGUAAUUUAUUUCGAGGAUAUAUAAAAUCUCCAACUGGUGAUAUAAUGGAUAAAGAUAAAGUCGAUGAUAAUUCAAUCUUAAAUGGUGAAGAAGAAAAUUAUUGGGAUUUAUUAUCUAACAAUUUAAAAAAUAUAGUUAAGUCUGAACUUAUUAGUAAUAUAGGUAUUGAAACUGACAAAAUGGUGAGAAGUAAUUUGUGUAGUAAUAUAAUAGAUCUUUCAUCAAAAUUGCUUAUAAAUAAUGAAUGGCCAGAAUUAUUAUCUGUUACUUUUGAAUUCUGUAACUCAAAUAACAAUAAUGACGUAUUAAUAAGUGGGUAUAAAAUUUUAGGAGGUAUAUUAAAUUGUAUACCUGAUGAAUUGCAUGGUAAAAAUGAAAUGAUAUCAUCAAUUUGUAUGAAAGGGCUAAAUUCACCAAGUGUACAAGUUAGAAGUGAAUGUAUUAAUUUAAUUUCAUGUAUAGUAGAAGAUAACAAUUCCCCAUUAAUUAAAUGCGUACAACCAUGUAUUCCUUUAAUUUUACAAUCUCUAAGUUUAAUGGUUAAGAAUAGUGUAUCUGAUGUUGCUGUUUUAGAUGAAUGUGAAAAAGUCUUGCAAUCAAUAGGAAAAAUGAUAGAUUAUAAUGCAAAAUUUUUUUCUAAAUAUAUUUCAAAUUUAUGUGACAUCUUAUUUGAUAUAUGUAUGAAAAAUGAGAAUGAAUUAAACUACGAGUUUGAUAACAGUUUAAAAUCUUUAAGUAUUGAAGCACUUAUAACUAUACCAGAAAGAAGGCCCAAAACAGCUUUAUCGGUUCCUCGUUUUUUAGAUAAAAUUAUUAAUGUAUCAUUAUUAUUUAUGCUUGAUAUUAACAACGAUUGUUUUAAUGAAUGGAUGAACUCACUAAAAGAAAGUAAAGAUGAAAAUCAAGAAUUAUAUGAUAUAGGUGAGGAAUCAUUAGAUAGAGUUGGUAAGGCAUAUAGUGAAUUAUCAGAUGAUUCUGAAUUUAUUCAUAUAUUAUAUAAUAAAGUAUCUGAAUAUUUAAUGAAAAACACAUGGGAACAUAAAUAUGUUGCAAUAAUGGCUAUAGCACAAACUAUUGAGUAUUUACCAGAAGAUGAAAUAGAAGAACAAUUAGAAAAUGUUAUCAAAAUGUUAUUACAAGUUUUAUUAGAUCAAGAUGUCAGAGUUAGAUAUGCUGCAUGUCAAGCAAUUGGUCAAAUAUCUUUAGAUCAUCAACCAUAUGUCCAAAAAGAAUAUCCAAGACAAAUUAUUACUUCAUUAAUUUCAACUAUGAAUGACGUUCACUUAAGAGUACAAUCUCAUGCAACAGCAGCAUUCGUAAAUUUUGCAGAAGAAUUAGAAAAAAGUGCAUUAUUACCAUUUUCUGACAUGAUUAUAGAAAUCCUUUUACAAAAAUUGAACACUACAAAUUAUUUAUUAGUUCGUGAGCAAGCAGUCACAGCUAUAGCAGUUAUUGCUGGUGUCAUAGAAGAAGAUUUCUUAAAAUACUACCCUACUGUUGUACCUUUAAUGAAGGAAAUAAUACAAAAAGCCGUAUCAGAGGAAGAAAGAACAUGCAGAGGUAAAGCAAUUGAAUGUAUAUCAAUAAUAGGUUUAUCUGUCGGUAAAGAAAUAUUUAUUGAAGAUGCAAAAGAAUGUAUGAGUGCAUUAUUACAAAUAAGUAGCACAAAAAUGGAUCCUGAUGAUACAGUAAAAGAAUAUAUACAAGAGGCAAUUGGUCGUAUAUGUCGUGCCUUAGGAAAUGAUUUUUAUCCAUAUCUUAGCAGUAUAGUACCAACUAUAUUAUCUCUUCUUUCUAUAUCACCAAAACCUUUAGUUGAUGACGAUGACGAUUUAACUAUUACUAUGGUUUCUAAUGGACAAUAUGUAGGAUUAAAAACUUCAUUAUUAGAAGAUCAAGAAAAGGCACUUGAUUUAUUAAUUAUUAUUAUAGAAGUAUUAAAAGAAAAUUAUAAAGAAUAUAUAGAAGCUACAGCUAGUGCUAUAUUACCUAUGCUUAAUUACGAAUUAUCAGAUGAAAUAAAACAGAAAGCAUUAUCAGCUGUUAGUGAAUUAAUUGAAGCAGCAAGAAUAAUAUCAGAGCAAACAGAUAAUAAUAAAUCUAUGCUAUUAGCUAUACUUACAACAUCUGCUGAGAAAGUAUUAAAAAGUUUAUCAGAUACAAAAUUAGAUGACAAUUAUGAAUAUGUAUUAGAUAUAAUGAUUAUUGAAUCUAAUGGUUUAUACAUGUGCUUACAAAAAGCCGGUGCUAAUAUAUUACCUAACAAUACAUUAAAAAUGUUUUUCAAUGAAAUAUUUAAAUUAUUACAAUACUCAACUGAUAGAAGAGUUAUUUAUAAUCAAAAAAAAAAUAAUGAAGAUGUCGAUGAUGACGAAUUAUUAAUUAUAGAUAGAGAAGAAGAGUUAGAACAAACAUAUAGAACCAACUUAUUAGAUAUAUUGGGAGUAUUAAUAAAACACCACACAAAUCAAUUCUUAAGUACAUGUUGUGAUAUAUGUAUUACAUUUAUAAAUAAUUAUUUAAACUCACCACAUGCAGAAGAUAUUGCAUUAGCUUUAUAUGUUUGUGAUGACUUAUUAGAAUUUUUACAAGAUAAUAGUGUUUGCUUAUGGGAAUAUUUUAUGAACCCAUUAUUAUUAAAUAUUAACCACUCUGAUCAUAAAGUUAAACAAGCAGCAUGUUAUGGUGUUAUACAAGCAAAUAAAAUAGAAGCCUUUGGUAAAUAUGCAAAUUUGGCUGUAGAAUAUUUAUUAAAAUUAUUACAUCAAUCUGGUCCAUCUAAAAAACCCAAGGAAUACAUAUCUGCUAUUGAUAAUGCUGUAGCUGCAUUAGGAGAUAUUGUCUUAAUGCAUACAUCCAAAUUCAAUAAUGCAGAAGAAUUAAUUAAAUUAUGGUUGAAUAAUUUACCAAUUAAAGAAGAUGAAUCAGAAGGAAGACGAGUACACAAAAACUUAAUCGAUCUUGUUUCACAAAAUCACCCACUUUUAUUCGGAAAAGAUAAUUCAAAUAUUGGAAAAAUUAUAGAAAUAUUCUUAUCAGUAUAUGAAACAGAUUUUUCUGAUUCAGAUUGUAACAAAAAAAUAGUAUCCUUAAUAAGUUCUUUAGACCAAUCUUAUUUGAGCAACUUGGCUUCCUCAUCUCUCACCAACAAACAAUCUAAAAAAUUAAAUCACAUUAUGAAUGCCUCUAGAAAGUAA